Molecule: messenger RNA, 369 nt
Organism: Trichoplax adhaerens
Lineage: Eukaryota; Metazoa; Placozoa; Uniplacotomia; Trichoplacea; Trichoplacidae
Exons: 3
Coding region: 1-369 (122 amino acids)
Cellular component (GO): Golgi apparatus
Source: RefSeq, a predicted model, not a curated record
AUGCCACCGAAGAAAAGAAAGGUUGGAGAAAAAGUUGCUCGUAAAGAUACUGCAGCGAGCGAUGAUAUAGGAGAGACUGGUAAAAAAAGGAAACGGACGAAAGUUCAAACUAACGGGCAAUUUAUCAUUGAAAGAUGCGACGAGCUUGUGAAAGCCCUGCAAACGGCAUUUCCAAAGAUAGAAAGCCAAGUCAACCCUGAGAAGCCUCGUCGUGGAAGUUUUGAAUGUUACCUGUCAAAGGAAGAUGGCGAUAAGAUACUCCUUUGGAGUGGCAUCAAGCUGGGUCCUCCAAGAAAGUUAAAAUUUCCAGACCCUGACGUCAUCAUCAAAGCUGCUAAGGAAGCAAUACAAACUACCACUGCCAAAUAA